AUGAUGAAGGACUAUUAUAAAAUCCUCGGAAUCGAUCGAAAUGCGUCCGAUCAAGAUAUUAAGAAAGCCUAUAGGAAAAUGGCCCUCAAAUAUCAUCCAGACAAGAAUCAAAGUGCGGAAGCCGAGGCAAAAUUCAAGGAAAUCAGCGAAGCCUACGUUGUUCUCUCCGAUACGAAGCAUCGAACACUUUUCGAUACGUCCGACAGCGGCGGCUCAAACUAUUUCGCAUUUAACAUCAAUAUCGACGCGAAUGAGAUUUUCAAUAAGUUCUUCAAGGAGAGCGAACAAUUCGCCGAGGAGAACAAAAUGUUCAAUGUGAUUGGAAUGGACAUUUUAAAAAAGCCUCGAAUCCCAAAAGAUCCGCUUAUCAUGCGAGUUGUUGAAGUGACACUCGAGGACAUUCUGAAUGGUGCUGAAAAGACGAUCGAGCUGAAAAAAAAAACGUAUGAAAAAGAGGAGACAAAAUCGCUAGCGAUUCAAAUCAAAAAAGGUUGGAAAGACGGCACCAAAAUCACAUUUAAAGAAGGCGGCAUUCCGAGUCGAAAUCGGACACCGGCUGAUGUUGUAGCAUUAAUUAGAGUGAAACCCCAUGAGCAUUUCGAGCGCGACGGAAAUAAUCUACAUUACAAACUCAAUAUAACCGAGCAGGAUCUUAAAAAUUCUGAAUUCAAAAUUCCAACCCUAGAUGGAACCGUUUUGACAGUUUCGGCAAAUGAUAAAGGAGACGACGGAAAAAUAGUGCUCAGUGCAAUUCAAUCAUAUCUUGAAGGGGAGUGA
This is a messenger RNA of Caenorhabditis bovis, 777 nucleotides long. The record is from the annotation of a GenBank genome assembly. NCBI's taxonomy places the organism in Eukaryota, Metazoa, Nematoda, Chromadorea, Rhabditida, Rhabditidae.